CAAAGAAUAUAUGCGAAUCCCAAAUUUGCCUCGUUUGGGUCGGCUCAUUGAAGUUUCGCCUUUGAAACUGCACAGAAACAAAAGCGCCAGCCACACUGUACUUUCUACUGUAAAUAUAUUCCGUUCAUAUCCACUUCUGCGUCUGCCACUUAAAAUAAUCAAAAUAAAUAUAAUAAAAAUAAAGUAAUUAAUUAUUUUUAGGCAGGCAUCUAAACCAAAGAGAAAUUUUUUUUUUUUUAAAAAAAACCUACCAGACCCUUAGCACACCGAGAAGGCGACACACCUUCUUCUAUUUCCUCCCGAUUUCCAUAGCAUUAUCGAACUUUCUUCAAUCCCUCUGUCUCUCUGGACCUUUCGCGUCUUUGUGCGUUGUUAUUCAAAAUCGAGUUUAGAUCUGUUUAUUAGUUCCAUGAAAUUCCGUGUUUGACGUUCUUCGUUGAAUCUCCGAAACAGUUUUCCUACCCGUCAACGAAUUAGGGUUCUGAUUGGUUCUCCGUUUUGUCCGUCUUUUUGUUUUUCUCAAAAUCGCAUCUGCAAAAAAAAAAAAAAAAGAAGAAAAAUCUUCUUAAACUUUUCAUUUUUCAAAUUUCCCUGAUUUCGCUUGCGAUUUAUGUUCUAAUCUAAAUUUCAUUACCUUAUAAUUUGCUAAAUUGGUUUGAUCCCCAUUUCGGUGGCUUGAAUUUGUAUCGAUUUUUGGGUUGAAUCCAAGCUUGCGUGUUUCUGGUGUCGUUUUUGGGGUUUGUUAAUUGCUAAAACCGAUGGAUACUCGGAGCCCUAACGGAUCUUUGCGGCAGCAAUCACAGCGUCCGAAGAAUUAUGGAAUCACGAAACCAAUAUCCCUCGCCGGGCCUAGUGAGGCUGAUAUUCAACGGAAUACGGAAUUAGAGAAGUUUUUAAUAGAGUUGGGGCUUUACGAGAGCAAAGAAGAAGCCGCGAAAAGAGAGGAGGUUCUUGGCCAUAUCGCAGCGAUUGUAAAAAGUUGGGUAAAGCAAUUAACUCGUAAAAGGGGCUACACCGAUCAGAUGGUGGAGGAAGCAAAUGCUGUCAUUUUCACUUUUGGAUCUUACCGUUUAGGGGUGCACGGACCUGCAGCUGACAUAGACACUUUGUGUGUUGGGCCAUCCUAUGUGAACCGAGAGGAAGAUUUCUUCAUCAUUUUGCAUGAUAUUUUGGCUGAAAUGAAAGAAGUCACUGAACUUCAACCAGUUCCAGAUGCGCACGUCCCAGUAAUGAAAUUUAAGUUCCAAGGAAUAUCAAUUGAUCUUCUUUAUGCAAGUAUAUCUCUUUUGGUUGUUCCUGAUGACCUUGACAUCUCACAUGGGUCUGUGCUGCAUGAUGUUGAUGAGCAAACUGUUCGAAGUCUUAAUGGGUGCAGGGUUGCUGAUCAAAUCCUUAAACUUGUUCCAAAUGUUGAGAACUUCCGCAUGACGCUUAGAUGUUUGAAAUUCUGGGCUAAAAGACGUGGCGUUUAUUCCAAUGUUACUGGAUUCCUAGGAGGUGUAAAUUGGGCUCUUCUAGUUGCACGUGUGUGUCAGCUUUAUCCCAACGCAAUACCUAGUAUGCUGGUUUCUCGAUUUUUUAGAGUAUAUACUCAGUGGAGGUGGCCAAAUCCUGUUAUGUUGUGUUCAAUAGAAGAGGAUGAACUUGGCUUUCCUGUCUGGGAUCCUCGAAAGAAUCCUCGGGACCGGUUUCAUCAUAUGCCAAUAAUAACUCCUGCAUACCCUUGCAUGAAUUCCAGUUACAAUGUCUCUAUAAGCACUCUUCGUGUUAUGAUGGAACAAUUCCAAUGUGGUAAUAAAAUAUGUGAGGAGAUUGAGCUAAACAAAGCUCAAUGGAAUGCUUUGUUUGAUUCUUAUCUUUUCUUUGAGGCAUACAAAAACUACCUACAAGUUGACAUAGUUUCAGCAGAUGCAGAUGAUUUGCUGGCAUGGAAAGGCUGGGUGGAGUCACGUCUUAGACAGCUUACCUUGAAGAUAGAGCGGGACACAAAUGGAAUGUUGCAGUGUCAUCCUUAUCCUAAUGAGUAUGUAGAUGCAUCCAAGCAAUUCCCACAUUGUGCUUUCUUCAUGGGCUUGCAGAGGAAAGAGGGAGUGAGUGGUCAAGAAAGUCAACAAUUUGACAUACGGGGAACAGUUGAUGAGUUCAGACAAGAGAUAAGCAUGUCCAUGUAUUGGAAACCAGGAAUGGAUAUUUAUGUUUCUCAUGUUCGUAGGAGGCAGCUCCCUGCCUUUAUUUUCCCUGAUGGGUAUAGACGACCUCGAUCAUCAAGGCAUCCAAGCCAGCCUACUGGAAAAACUUGUGAAGGUGUCACAAGGUCCCACUCAGGGUCUGCAGAAAGACCAAUCAAGAGAAAACAUGAUGAGACAGUGGAUGAAAAACCGGACAAACCUGAGAAACGGGCCUUUAUUAGCCCCCAGAGGCUAGAGUCUGGUUCUCCAGAAAGUAGUACAAGUAGGUCUGGUGGAACAUCUUAUAUCAGCAAUGGUCAAGCAGUUAAACUAGAGCGUCUGAGAACUGGGGAUGUUGAUAACAAUUCUAUUGAGAGGCUGUCUAGUUGGCCGUUAGACGGUGAAAAAAGGAAUGUGGAGAUUAAUUUUCAGCAGGCUAGAACUGUUGAUCGAGGGUCCGUCUCCACAUGUGGGCAGACUUCUUUAGAUAUAGAUAAUUUGUCAGUAGUUAGAAAUGUAGAGUCAGCUGAACAGAUAGGCGAACCUGCUCUUAGGCAGGAGUUGCUUUCUCCAUGUGAAGUUCCUGAUUCCAAAAUAAGGGAAACAUGCAAGACUGGCUUGAAUCAAGAGAAAACUGGCGAUUUGGCUUCAGCUUACAUUAAUGAGCCAGAUACUGGAUCUUCUAGGAGAAUUUUAAACUGGAAAGGUGGUGUUGGUGUCGAUCAAGAGGUGGUCAAACCAUGUAAUCAAACAGCAGUAGUAGAAAUUGCUGAAAGUGUAUUUGGGUCAAGUUCCAAUGUGCAGAACCUCAAUUGCGAGGGUGGUGUCUGCAGAGCAAAUUUCGAUUCAGUUCUGGAAAAUGGACAUCUGAAUGCAAGUGGUGUUUUCCAAAACAGCUUGUCUGAAGAAUUAAAGCCAAAGAUCGCAGUUGGUAAGGUUGUAAAUUCUCAAGAUGGAGCUAGGUCAGAAAUUCAGAAGCCAGUGAUGAGGAGUAAGGCCAGCUCCUCGGUAAGUAUCCCAUUAAAUGCUGGCUUACAGUAUGGUUUUACAGGUAUACUGAGUGCGACUGGAGUAGCAACAUAUUUGGCGACGAAAGGGAGAGCUGGGUUGUUUGGCUUAUACUUUUGGUGUGAUUUGCUGUGUGGCUUUAGCUUGGAGGAUCCAAGAAGCUAUAACAGUGCUGUGCUAGUGGAGUUGGGGAUACUGGAAACUCUAAGUUUGGAAAAAGAGAUUGAUUGGAAACGAGAGAAUCUAAUGCCAAAGUAUGUGCAAUUAGGCUACAAGAUAAGUGGCAAUGGCACUGCAAACAAGUGGAGUUAUGUCAAAGUCGCUUCCCACUUUGUAGGCUUCAUGACCUUUCUGAGGGCAACAGCAGCGAAGGACGCGCAAAACUUCCUUCGCUGA
This is a messenger RNA of Durio zibethinus, 3572 nucleotides long. Lineage: Eukaryota; Viridiplantae; Streptophyta; Magnoliopsida; Malvales; Malvaceae. The record is from RefSeq and is a predicted model, not a curated record.